AUGUCGCUCAUCCCACCUGACCCGGCCAAAGACUCCGCUCCUCUGUCCAAAACCCAAGCUUGCAUUCCUGAACAUUGCUAUUACGCAUUCGACUCUCUGUACUGUGCACUAUCUCCUUCCGCAACCCCCAUCGCCCCCACGUUCGUUGAUGACCCGUACCCACUCUUUAUAACAUGGAACACACGUUCAUCUCGUUCAGGACGCUCCAGAUUAAGAGGAUGCAUAGGGACUUUCGAGCCUCAACCCCUCUACGAAGGGUUGGCUGAUUACGCCUUAACAAGCGCCUUUCGCGACUCGAGAUUCAGAAAGAUCGACCGGUCAGAGUUACAAAAUCUGGAGUGUUGUGUUUCUCUGUUAACAGAUUUUGAGGAUGCCGACUCGUAUUUGGAUUGGACAAUUGGAGUGCACGGAAUUCAUAUUAGCUUUCCUCACCCGUCGCUUCUCAACAGUUCAUCGUCGUCAUCUACAACCCCUUCGCCUCUCUCAUCAUCCUCUUACCUUCCACGAUUGACUCGAAAGCAGAACUUCACUGCGACUUACUUACCAGAGGUCAUACCUGAACAAGGUUGGGAUAAGGUGGAAGCUGUAGAUAGCGCCAUUCAGAAAGCUGGCUGGAAUGGCACCAUCACAGAAGAUAUACGAAGGAGUGUGAAGCUACGAAGGUAUCAAAGCAGCCAAUGUGUCAUUGAUUGGGAUGAUUAUCUCUCAUGGAGGAAGGAGCAUGAAGCCAAAGCCAAAGCCUAG
Messenger RNA from Marasmius oreades (fairy-ring Marasmius), 744 nucleotides. RefSeq lists its product as uncharacterized. The record is from RefSeq and is a predicted model, not a curated record. Lineage: Eukaryota; Fungi; Basidiomycota; Agaricomycetes; Agaricales; Marasmiaceae. The transcript has 3 exons. The coding region runs from base 1 to 744 and encodes 247 amino acids.